Molecule: messenger RNA, 912 nt
Organism: Cordyceps militaris CM01
Lineage: Eukaryota; Fungi; Ascomycota; Sordariomycetes; Hypocreales; Cordycipitaceae
Product: ribosome biogenesis protein, putative
Exons: 1
Coding region: 1-912 (303 amino acids)
Biological process (GO): ribosomal large subunit assembly; maturation of LSU-rRNA from tricistronic rRNA transcript (SSU-rRNA, 5.8S rRNA, LSU-rRNA)
Cellular component (GO): nucleolus
Molecular function (GO): rRNA binding
Source: RefSeq, a predicted model, not a curated record
AUGGCCGCCCGCGAGCCCAAGCCCAUCGAGAACCCCAAGACGUGCCUCGUCCUCCGCGGCGGCAACUGCUCGCAGGUCGUGCAGGACGCCCUCAACGACCUCUACUCGAUGCACCAGCCGCAUGCCAAGAAGUUUUCCAAGAAGAACCCCAUCCACCCCUUUGAGGACGCCACCUCGCUCGAGUUCUUUUCCGAGAAGAACGACGCCAGCAUGCUCCUCUUUGGCAGCAGCCAAAAGAAGCGCCCGCACGCCAUCACCCUCAUCCGCACCUUUGGCUACAAGCUGCUCGACAUGCUCGAGCUGCACCUCGACCCGGCCACCUUUUGCGCCCUGGCGCAGUUCAAGACCAAAAAGUUCAGCAUCGGCCAGCGGCCCAUGCUGCUCUUUGCCGGCACCGCCUUUGAGAGCCCCGUCGCCAACGAGUACACGCUCGCUAAGAGCCUCUUCAUCGACUUCUUCAAGGGCGAGCCCGCCGACAAGAUCGACGUCGAGGGCUUGCAGUACAUUGUCAGCUUCACCGCUGAGGAGGAGCGCACCGUCGACGCCAAGCCCGUCCUGCACAUGCGCGUCUACCUCAUCCGCACCCGCCGCAGCGGGCAGAAGCUACCCCGCGUCGAGGUCGACGAGAUUGGGCCCCGCAUGGAUUUCCACGUCGGCCGCAUGCGCGUCCCCGACGAGGCCAUGCUCAAGGACGCCAUGAAGACGCCGCGCGGCCUCGUGGAGCGCCCCAAGAAGAACAUCACCACGGACACCAUGGGUGACAAGAUUGGUCGCGUCCACACCGGCAAGCAGGAUCUCGGCACCAUGCAGACGAGAAAGAUGAAGGGUCUCAAGCGCAGCAGGCUGGAUGACGAAGAGGUCGGCGUCGAGGACGUCGCCGAGGAGGAAGCGACCAAGCGCUCCAAGCAAUAA